Messenger RNA from Corythoichthys intestinalis (scribbled pipefish), 2426 nucleotides. RefSeq names its product angiopoietin-like protein 8. The record is from RefSeq and is a predicted model, not a curated record. The coding region runs from base 43 to 858 and encodes 271 amino acids. Gene Ontology annotation, biological process: triglyceride homeostasis; regulation of lipid metabolic process. NCBI's taxonomy places the organism in Eukaryota, Metazoa, Chordata, Actinopteri, Syngnathiformes, Syngnathidae. The transcript is spliced from 4 exons.
UAAGACCAAGGUCAUAGCUGGGAUCGAACCACAUACGAGCUAAUGUUUUACCAGUUCUUACAGUACACAUCUAAUAUAAGGCUCGCCAGGAGCCGUCAAGCGUCAUCUUCCAGUGAGAAAAGUCCACAAACGCUGAAUUGUGUACUGAACUUCUUGUCCAACCUUGAAAUGAGGACAUUGUGUCCAAGACUCCUAAUUCUAGUCGGUAGUAAAAUCAGCCUUUUAAUCAUGGACGUGAAACAAAAGCUAAAGCUAGAGAAAGUCUGCAGGAGAGUGCAAACAAACAGGAUCAUCUGGGGCCUGUGCUUGAUUUGCUCUGCCGGGGAGCUCGGAGCCGUUCGCGCUGGCCCCAUCAAGCGGCCGGAUGGAGUCGCCCCCCAGGAGGAGGUCAACGUGCUCAAGUUUGGCGUCAUUCAGUUGGGAGAGUCCCUCAACGAUGUGUAUCAAAGAACCGAGGGUAAAGUGGCUAACAUCCUGCAGACUUUGAAAGAACAUGAAGAUGCUCUCGGGCAGCUAAGCGAGCAGACACAACAAGCUGCGGAGGUGGAGAAACAGAUCAAGGGGGUGAUACAGCUGCUCCAGGACCUGACAUUCAAACAAGAGGCUGAGACUAAGAUGACUGAGGGUCAGCUGGCUUACAUGGAGCGGGAAGAGGCAGUACUUCAGACCAAAGUCAAAAGCAUAGAGGCCCAUCUUAAUGGCACAUUCCCCACUUGCAUCAAAGAGUUGCAGGCACGAGUUGCCUUUAAUGCCAGUAUCUUGAAAGGUCUGCAGCAUUUAACCCAGUUUCAAAAGCAGAAGAUUGACAAGCACGCCGAGCAGCUCUCCACACUGCAGAGGAUGAGUGAAGCAUUAUGAAAUGAUGAUUGUCAAUAUCAUCAACACUAAACCAUUGCAGCACUCCCUUACACCAGCAGAAUGCUCUAUACAUAUAUCAGGGGUGCCCAAACCUUUUUCUCCAAGGGCUGCUUGCAGGAAAAAUCCAAGGAUGCAAGAGCCAACAUGAAAUCCUUCCACUUUCAUUUGUUAGUAUCGUUGUAUAUGGUCAUAUUGUAGAGCACUAAUAUGUGUGUAUUUACUAGAGGCGUGCGAAAUUUCCGAUUCUUAGAUUAUUCGCGAUUCAGCCGUGGAAGAUUCGAGAACGAUUCACAAACAUCCAAAUUCCGGUUAUUGAAUUAUACCAGAGUAAGCGGAAGUAAAACACAGUCAGCGCGGUCUUCGUGACGCAAUGAGGAACGGACCGAGAGUAAAUAUCAUGUUCAACUCAUGCCGCUAGAUAAAAAAACAAUCAUACCUGACUGCGGCCAACAGCCGCUACAAACAACGCCCAGUUGCUAGUUGCUACAAACAUCGGCUACAGUAGAUAUCAUAUAUAUGUAGAACUAGAUGCAAUAUGACAGAUGACGUCAGUGUUAGAAGUAUUAUUGAACAGAGAUGCGAAAUGACAGCUUUUCCGGCAUAAGUAAACAGCCGCCAUCUUCAAGCAAUAGACCUCUCUAGAAGGCUCUGUUGUAGCGAACUUAAUUAACUUUUUAUCUAAAAUACUCCUAAAUCGGCAGAAUCUUGUCUUGAAUCUAUCAUUAAAUGAUGAAAUAGUUUUAAAACUUUGACAAAAGUAGACAGAGGGGAAAUUAUGGAAUAACGGGAGCAAUUUGAACAACUGUAACAGUUGAUUCACAACAUUAAAUUAACUGAAUGUAGUUUAAAGCUGCCGAUUCAGAAUGGGGACUGGAGUUUUUUAUUUACUGUUAUUUUUGUGUAUUUGUUUACCGUUAUAUGUUAACUUGAUACUGAAAUAGUAGUUUGGUUCAGCCUGAGAGGAUUUUUGAACAAUUUUGGAACUAAUGUACAAAACAUUAAAAAAAAAAAAAAAAAAAAAAAAAAAAAAAAAAAAAAAAAAGGAGGGGGGUGCAUCAAUAAUCGUUUUAUAAUCGAAUCAGAGCCUCUGAAUCGUAAUCGAAUCGUUAGGUGCCCAAAGAUUCCCAGCUCUAGUAUUUACACAACAAAACUUUGCAGAACAUAAAGUUAAGAAAAUCACAAGAUAUCUCACUUUUUUAUUUAUUUAAAUGUAUUCAUGUAAAAUGAAUGAAAUUCUACAGUUUGGUACAUUGAUUUCAACUUGUCUGGUUUUGACAUCUGAGCUAAUGGAGAGGCACUGUUUAAGUGUCUAGUGCGAUUCCAGUGUAAAAGGUGAGAAGUGACACAAUGCAGGCUGGACUCAAGCCUCUUGUGUGAGCUAUAUUUAAUGAUAUUUUCAUAAUUCUCUGAGCGUCAAUAAAAAUGACAGGACACUGCAGUUGGCCCACGUGCUUCAGUUUGGAUAACCCUUUUAUAUGUGACAAAUUCUUACUGUUAAUUGUUGUCUCUCAUACAUGUAUUUUGCCUUUGCAAUUGUCUUUACUGGUUAAAUAAAUACAGUGAAACUG